UCUUUUUCCUCUUUCAUUGUUAACAUACCUAGGUUCCUGCCUGGAGGAUUUGGUUAUCUCCAGGUACUAGACACGGAAGCCUGUUAAGCGAAAGCUUCUUCUAUUCCGUCCACAACCAUUUGAACUAUUUGAAGUCAAGGUCAUUUCUGGCGUUGUCCAAGGUUGUUGGUUGGUUUUAGUUCAACUGUCGUAAUAUGUAUUAAAAUAGUAUUCCUUGUGUCUUCAUAAACGAACGUACAUACAUAAACCUGUAUCUAUAUAAGUCGAGGUAAGGACGGACCGUUAGGGGAGAUUUAAGCUCGUAAUGAAAAUGACUUUCCCAAGCGAAAAAGGGGAACUUUUGUGGAACGUGGGAAAAUGUCUAAGAGAACUCAGUGUUAAUAUAAACAAGAUACGUCUAAGUGUCUUCGUUCUUCCUCAUUAAUGGGUAAAUGAUGAGUAUUUAAUCCUUAAUUUCCCCAUUGAGGUGAAAUAUAUCGAAAUUAAAAUUUUUACCUGCUUCAGGAUGUAUGCUUUUCUCAAAAGUUCACAUCGUAUUGUUUACUUUACGGCAGUAUAAACAAUUGGAGUAGUUGAUUUUGCGCAUAGUGUAACACACUUGUAUACUGUACAUUUAGGAAGUCUGCAUUUAAUUCUCCAGGUCAACCAAAUUAUAUGCACACUCGACAAUGAUCAAAGCAGUGGUUUAAAUGAUAAUAAUUUAAUAACAAUUUUUACAUGAAUGGCCGUAAGUAGUAUUUAUAUCGGGAGGAUAGUGUAGUGUAAACAUCUUAACAGAAUAGUUGUCUUCAACUGUGAUUAAGAAGUUAGUGCGAGGUUUACGUACAUAUAUGAAGAAAGCCUAUUAGCUCAAACGAAAUACUCGUGCAUAUCAGCGUUUACUUGCUACAUCUAGUUGGCCUCAACUUACUCGAUGCAAGUUGGAAGUUUAGUAUGGGUUUAAAGAACAUAUGUGUGACCAAAAAAUAUUUACAUUGAGGGUGAUUCGAAGAUUUGACUCCUUGAGUUAACUCAUAUAUUAUUAAUUACUCAUAGGUGGACUGAAAGGGAAAAUGGCGACAUUCCUUGGGAGAGUUUGGUGUGUAUGAACGAGAAAUUCUCCAAGAUGUCUGCUUUUUUGUUUGACAUGGUUGGCAGGAGACUUACUGCCUAGAUAUAAAAGUUUCAAGCUACUGAUCUAUCAGAGCUAUCUGUCAAACUGAAACCAGUUAAUCAAUUCCAACCAUUCAGUCACUUUUUGUGUGGCAUACACUUCCUUAGGAUUGAUUAGUUUCUAAAAGUAGUUGUUACUCAGUCCCCCUAAAUUUCGACACAGGUAAAUUAUCCGUCUUUUAUACGAAUAUUCAUCAAGAUUAGAACGAAUAGUCUGACAGAAAUUGGGCGCCGAGAAUAGAGAAGUCAUUAUAUGUGAAAAUGAUAUUUAAAAUAAUCCAGACGAGUUAGCUGGAUGAAACGUUGGAAUUACUUAAAUUUCAAUCGCUGAGAUUAUUUCAAAUAUAAUUUUAACAUAUUCACCUUUCAAUUUGCUUAUUUAUGAAUAUGGGUGAUUUUCCUAAUUGCCUGAUCAUUUGUUUCAUGCGAUUCAUAACAGUUAACAAUCAUGAUUUUGUAGGGUAUAAAACAAUAUAUUUCUAGCCAGCAACAAUGUUAAUGGGUUCAGAUGAGAAAUAAAAUCAAAAUAGCAAGUGGCAUUUUUGAUUCGAUGGGUCUAAAGCAAAAAUCCCACAUGUUAAGGGGUUGGUUAUGAUAAUUUGCUAUUCUAGUGUUUGCUUUGGUUUUUCUAUGUAAAUGCUUUUUACGUUAAAGUUGUUCUUGAAGGAUAAACCUGAAAGGAAAAAUUAUGCAGUCAUUGUUUUGAUUCUAAUUACUAUUGAAAUUUACUUUUAUAGUAUUAUCAUUAUUGUUAUUAUUAUCUUUUUUCUAAUUGUAUUUUACCAUACUCGUAGUAAUUUACGUUUCCGGAUCUAACCUAAGGUGAUUUCAUGUCAAAUGUCCAAUCGUAUUUACUCUGCGUUGUAUUCCAAAAUAGCAAAUUCACAAAAUUCUUCAGAGGAUUCUGCUUUGUUACCUGGACCAUUACUCAGUUUUUUGAAGUCGAAUAAUACAGAUGGAUCACAGAACUCUACUAAGGAAUCUAUAACUCCCACUGAAAUCGAGGCACAAGGUCGUCUUACGUCUUGGUUUUAUCAAGCUGAUGCUGAUCCUUUAAUGCUUAAAGGCAUGUCUCGACAGCAGCGUCUUAUGGGGUUUUUCUUAUGUCUUCUUUCAGCAUCGUUAUGUCUUUGUUUGGCGAUGCUUUUCUUGCCAGUUAUUGCAACACCUUUUGGUAUGCGUAAAUACGUACUGUUGCAUACACUUGGUAGUAUUUUAUUAAUUGGGAGUUUUUCAUUUCUUUGGGGCCCAUGGAAUCACAUUAGAAGCUUAUUUAGCACUGAGCGCCUGUUUUUUACUUUAAGUUAUUUAGUCAGCUUACUUGGUGGCUUAUAUGCUGUGGUUGUGUGGCAGAGUGCCGUAUUUUCAGCUUUGGCCUUGAUCUCCCAAAUUUGUUUAGUUGUAUGGCAAAUUAUUACCACCAUACCUGGAGGUAAAAUUGGCUUGAGCGCUUUCUUGCGUGGUAGUUUGUGGACAGUAAAAGGGAUUUCUAAAGGUCUACCUGUUUAGUUAUUUUUGCGUUACAUGUUGCUCCCUGUAAAAAAGGACUGAGAUAUUUUUCUGACAUUCUGUCGAGGUGAAUUAUGCUAGCCUCAUCACUAGAUUUUAUUGAUUUUCUAAAGACGGUUUGAAUAAUAAUUUAUUUAUAUGCAAUAUCAUACUCGCUUUGUUCAGAUAAAACAGAAGGGUAAAUUUGUAAGAAAGUAAACCGUUGGUUCGGAUUUUUCUUGAUGAAUCUGUUACGGAUAGGUAGUUGAAUAAUCUAUAUAUCAACCGACUGUAAUACUAAUCGUUAUCGUUUGUUGAGUAGUGUUAACUAUCCAGAACCUUCGCUGGGAAAUUUGUCCAGUAACUGUUAAGACACGUGACAGCCAAAGACCUGACAUCCUUUAUACUGUAUCUUAUGGCGUGUAAGCAUGAUCUACUGGUAAGCGAUGAUCUCGUUUUUCCCGACGAAUCCCGAAUACUGAUGAACGGCGUCUGUCAGAUUGAAUGUAUAUAUUUGUUCAUAAGAGUUUUGUUUCACUUGUUGAAGUUCGUCGUAGGAUAUUUGGGAUAUUUAGAUAGUCAAAGUGUAAAUAGUUUGAUUAAGAUGGAGUGGUGUACACGUGAUUCAAUAUUACAGUGUUUAACUGUCACAAAUAUGUGUACCUCUAUCAGGGAAACUUGUAAACCUUCGGAAUGCUGCAGAAUUUAAUAAAAGGGGAAAACAUUAAAACAAAUCGCUUUUAAUAACAUCAUUGCCCUCGAGUCCAGCGUCGCUUAUCUCACAGUACUUAAUUUUACCGAUCUGAGCGAGAUUUCCACUUAAUAGUUCACAUAUAGUUUUCAAAAACUGGCUACAGAACAAACCAAAAUGCAGUAAAAUCUGGACAACCAUUCAGUGGUGUUUUUCAUCUAAUAAAUAUCAUAUUUGAAUAGCCAAUAGUCGGUGAAACUCUGAUCAACAUAAGUCUGGGUAAACAGUUUUUAAAGGUAUCAUGGGUAAAUUUUAAUAUAUGGAAAACAGAUAAUUAAGUUUGUUAACUGUACAACGCGUAGUAUUCCUCUUUGUUGUUAACAAAGCAAAAACCUCAGUAGAGUCCUAAUCUUAAAUUACUUGGAAAUUCCAAAGACUGACCCAAUGGAAAUGCCACUAAAAUCAAUUUUAGGAACUUUCAGUCCUUCAUUACCAUACAACUUUCAAAUAGAGAAACUAAGAAUUAUAAAGCAGUUCAGAUGGUGGACUUUCAAGUGCGGCAUUCAUAUUAAAUGGUUUAAGAUUAUGACAUUUAAUGUUAGUUAAUGCCGACUUUUUCAUUGAACUUGUUCAUAAUAUAAUAUAUAGGUAGGAUAUCCACGACUUAGAGGCUUCGAUGGGAAUAAUAGUGUACCAUAUAUGGGUUUAUAUAUUAAACACUUAGUCUCACGCUUGUGUAUGGGGAAUAUUGGGUUUGUGAUCAAAGAACUUAACUCUUAGGAAUCCAUGAGCUCAUCGCUUCAUUGUUUGUAGCCGGGUAGUGUGGUGAGCUCUCAUAUCAAAAGCUUUGUUCAAAGCUGAGUACGUAAGGCUGUGAUUAGAAAAUUAGUUACUUUUGUUAUCGUUCGCUUUUUGAGCACUUCAUUGAUGUAAAAUUGUGAAAUGUGUUGUUACGCUUCAACAAUAAGCAAAUGGAUUAGCUUUACUCAGAUGCGAAUAGCCAGACCAAAAAUUAUGCAAAACAGCCUAUUGACAGUUUAUAAAAAUGUGUCGAGAUAUGCUUUUUAGUUUCAUUUCACUGACAAAAAAACUAGGUUAGGAAAUUUGCUUAAAAAGUCCAGAAGGUAUACCCUAGUGGUUUUCUUAAAUAUAUCCCAGUGAAUAAUGCCUCUGAUGAGGGGCUAAGUUGGCGAAACUCAUCUGAAGAUUAUAGUUCCGUUUCAUAGUAUGUGUUACAGAGCUUAUCAUGAAUAAUCAAUCAUAAAUAAAAAUGAAAAGAUUUUGAGCUAUAUAAUUUUUAAAGGAAAUGACAUUAACGAUAUCAUGGGCAAAUGCUUAACACCAAGGUGUAGUAGUUAACUAUGAAUUGCUUGAGUUUUAUUCAUUCAGACAACUUACGCAUGUUCCCUCUCAUGGAGGAGCAUAGGUCUCGCACUAGCAUUCAGCAUCGGACUCUCAGUUGCUAUUGGUCCUUGUGUCUGCUUCCGAUUCCCGUCUCAAUUUGUCCUUUGGCCUUCCUCUUUUCUGUUUACUUUCAAGAUUCCAAGUUGGCGCUUGCUUCGUGAUGCAGUUUAAUGAUUUCCAUAUUGUAUAUUCUAUCUACUCCCAACAUCUUCCUAAUCUCUUCACCCGGAAGCUGAUUUGUUCUCUACCACAGUAGGCUAUUACUGAUGGUAUCAGGUCAACGGACAUUGAGUAUUUUGUGUGGACAAUUGUUUAUAAACACUUGUACCUUUUUGAUGAUGGCUGUAGUAGUUCUCCAAGUUUUAGCUCCAUACAGUAAGACUGUCUUGACGUUCGUAUUGAAGACUGUUUCUUUGAUGUUAGUUGACAGUUGUUUUGAGUUCCAUAUAUUCAACUGUAAGAAUGCUGUUCUUGCUUUACCAAUCUUCGUCUUUACGUCUGCAUUAGAUCCUCCUUGUUCAUCGAUGAUGCUGUCCAGGCAUGUGAAAGAUUCAACAUCUUCUAGAGCUUCUCUAUCGAGUGUGGUUGGGUUGGUGUUCUCUGUGUUGUGUUUGAGGAUAUUGAUUUUUCCCUUGUGUAUGUUGAGUCCUACUGGUGUAAAGGUUUCUGCCACAUUGACUGUCUUCACCUGCAUUCGUUCGUGUGUGAAAUAGAAAGGUCAGAUCAUCUGUGAAGUUCCAUAUAUUCUAGUUGAUUCCGAGCUGUCCAUUGUAUUCCUUGUUUCCCCUCCGAUGUCGAGGUCUUCAUAAUCCAGUCAGUCACUAGAAUAAAGAGAAAUGGAGAGUAAACAGCCUUGUCUGACUGCGAUCCCUACUUGGAAUGUAUUUGUCAGCUGCCCGCCAUGCACGCCUUUGCACUGUAGUCCGUCGUAUGAAUUCCGUAUAAUAUUGACGAUUUCAGGUACACUAUAGUAUUGAGGUUUCCAUAAUAUUCUGCUUUCCACACUGUCAAACUUUCUCACAGUCAAGGAUGCUGAUGUUUAGUGACGAGUCGUGCUCCAUUGAUUUCUCAAAAACGAUGCGUAAUGGUGCAAUUUGGUCUGUGUACGACCGAUCUUUACGGAAUUUAACCUGAUUAUCUGGAAGUUGGGCGUAUAUAGAGUUUUUCGUCCGGUUUACCAACGCUCUGUUGAAAACUUUUCCUAGUACCGAUAAUAGUGUGAUUCCUCUCUAGUUGUUUCAUUUACUCAGAUAUUUCUUUGGUACCUUGAUGAGGUGUCCCUCUUCCAAUCUGUCGGCAUUUGUUCCUCCUCCCAAAUCUUCCUGGAUAAAACGUGGAGCAUGUUUUCAUUUAAUUCUAUGUCUGACUUCAGUGCUUCAGCUGGUAAAUUAUCAGGUCCUGUUGCUUUUCCGCUCUUGAUUUGUCUGAUGGUCAUCCUGACUUUUUCGACCGUUGAUGUAGUGACACCUAGAGGGAGGUCUGUAGGCGCUGCUUCGGUGUCCGGUGGAUUCGAUGGAGCUGGUCUAUUCAAGAUUUCCUCUGUCCUUGAAUUUCAGUGAUUGGCUUGCCUUUGUACUUGACCGGUCUCUCUGGUUUACUAUAUCUCCCCACCAGUUUCUUCCCCGUGUCAUAUAGUUGUCUCAUAUUUCCUCUUGCACCUUUUCACACUGUCGUUGCUAGGUCUUCGACAUAUUUCUGCUUGUCAGAUCUAAUGCUCCUUUUCACUUGCUUUUUUGCUUCAGUGUAUUCAGCUUGUACCUUGACUUUCUCUGUUCUUAUUCAACUGUUGUUAAUAGUUGUCUUGUCCUUUCUUUCUUUAAUCUUGUUCAGGAUUUCAAUGGAGAUCCGUCCCUUAUGAUGGUGCUUUUUGCUGCCCAGAACCUCCUGAAACUUUGAAGUUAGUGAUUCUUUGAUCCCUUUCCAGUUGUCCUCCAUAGUAGUUUCUUCUUCUUUGAGUAGGUUUUGUAAGGCCUGUAACCUGUUGUUGAGAGCUGUUCUGAAUUCGUUGAAUUUGUCAGUAUCUCGAAGGAAGGCUCUAUUGAACCUUUGUGAUGGUAUUUACCCAGUUGUCCAGUGCUUCUUUAGCUUCAGUUUCAUCUUGGCAACCACCAGGUGGUGAUCCGAAGCUAUUUCAGCUCCUGUCCUGGUUCUCACGUCUUCCAUUGCCCUUCCGAAUGUUUUACUGACAUAAAUAUGAUCUAUCUGGUUCUCCGUGGUUUGGUCCGGUGAGAUCCAUGUAGCUUUGUGUAUGCGUUUGUGUGGGAAUAUUGUGCUACCUAUAACUAUUUUGUUGAAUGCACAUAGAUUUGCAAAACUCUCACCAUUUUCGUUUCUUUCUCCAAGUCCAUGCCAUCCCAUGAUUUUUUCAUAUCCAGUGUCGUCCAUCCCGACUUUGGUGUUUAGGUCCCCCAUCAGGAUGGUCAGUUUUUCCUGGGUACUUCGCUAUGAUUGAUUGGGGUCCCUUAUAGAAUUGAUCUUUAAUGUCGUCAUUGUUAUCAUUGGUGAGUGCAUAACAUUGAAUAACAUUCAUCGUGAUUCCCAUCUUUGUUUCGAAGGAUGCUUUGAUGAUCCUGGGUUCAUGAGAUUUCCACUCAAUGAGUACAUUUCAUGCUUCUUUGGACAGCAUCUGAAUAACAGUAUGUGCAGAGCAUUUUCUUCGUAAAUAGAGUAAAGCAGGAUCUCUCCUGAAUCUACUUUUUUCUGUCCAGCUUUGGUUCAGUGGGUUCCGCUGAUUUCGAGAACCGCCAAUUUUUAUCUCCUCAUUUCCUUUGUUAUUUGACUAGUUCUUCUGGUCUCCCACUUUGUCCGGAAAUUCCAUGUACCUAUAAUAAUUGUUGCUCUGGUUGUUAGAAGGGGCGUUGGCCUCGUGACUUCCGAAGAAUCUCGGCUUUCAUCGCGUGACGUCAUAAUUCUUCCUUCAACUCGAAGGGCAGAGUUUAAAUGGACUAAUUUGUUUAAUCUGGUUGGUCGUUUUUUAGCAAGGUCUUUUCUACGGGACCGGGUUGCCGACUUUAUUCCCAACCCUCCUCAUUUACCCGGGCUUAGGACCCGCAGUAACUAUAGAAGAGCUACAGGUGGAAAUUGUUUAGGCGAUAAUUUAUGGAUGGCUUUUGGGGUAUAAUAAAGCAGCCCUGAGAAACUUCGACCACUAACCAGGGUCACAAUAGGGCCAUAAAUUAGUUUUGGGAACUAGGGUCUUGAGUUAUGUUUAUGGUUUUCAUCAGAAACUUGUAUCUGUGAUAAUGUUAAAAUGCUGUUUAGCCAUAUGCGUUAGUGAAUUUCAUGCAAAAAUCUAAGAGACAUCCUCUUAAGUUUGAUUGGUUCGCCUGUAAAUCAUAGUUCCGCCUGGAUAAACAUAAAAGUCUACUGAGAGAAAAAAUGGUGCUGAGAUACUUCCCAAGGGCCGUUCUUUGAGAUUGAAUAAUCAGUCUAAACUGAUCACAAUUUCCAUUUAUUCCUGAUAGGAAAUAUAGUUGUGUUAAUAGUCUUGAAGUGAUUAACGAAAACUUAUACUGUCAACUUUAUCGUAUUUAUGAAGAACAAAAUAUUACACAGUUUUUCCCAUCGAUAGAUUUGAAUCGAAUAACAAGGACGAGAGUAGCACGAUAAUGUGGGUUUAUUCAUUUUAUUUCAACAGUACGGUUUCCUAUUAUCUGCUCAGUGGUGGAUAUUGAUUUUAUAAAAUCAUUCAACACUAUCAAUAAGCAGACGACAUAAGACAUUGCGUUUUACUCAAAGCAUCGCUACCAAAACAUCUGAACUUAAUUUAUGUACUCAAGAGUAUACUAUUUCUAGUCUUGUAAUAUUCUUGUGACCUCACUCUCUGGCAAUUAGUUGCGCGACAGCUCAUUUCGCAUUUGGAAUCACAAGUUCAUUUUUGUAGUCCCUUCUUAUGUCUGAGAUCUGCUAAUUUUAAUCUUAAAGCCAAUCCUUUUUCUAUAGUUGGCAUUAUAUGGCACUUAACAUUAUUUUUUUCAGUAACAUACUUUCAUCCGCUUUUAAAACCUGAUAAUUUAAUUCAAUUUAAGAUGGUUUGGAUUAUCCGGUUGUAGAUUUUUUGACUGAAAUCUCAUCAAUCUUGGGUGGCAUAUUAGGUUGAAUUAAUUCAUCUGCUACGUCCAUUCUGUUUGCUCUUAAUUUUCAUGUAAAUUUACCUGCAUCUUUACUCGCACAAAAAUAAUGUGUUCUCAUAGAUUAGUGAGGCCAUACGGUACUUUAAGAACUAUGUUUUAGAGGUAACAUUGCCUUAUCGUUAAAUUAUUCAACGCUGGACCAAAACAAGGAAUUUAUUAUUGUGUAUGUUUGAUAAAUGCGUUUAAUUAGUUAGUCAAUAAUAACGUGGUCAGUUUGUGAUAGAUUAAGAUAGUUGGUAAACUUGUGUAAUCUAGUCAUACGUUUUGUCUUCAAUGAUCUAUUGGAUUGAAAGAUACACUAGCUAAGUAAGCUAUAAUUGGUAGAACUCAUGCAGAAUUUCAUUGGUGCGUUUCUGUUCUAUAUAAGUAAAUCAAUUGUUGUCAUCAACAUAAUCUCUAAUACGAAAUGUUUUCCUGUAGGGUACUCAUUAUAGCUUCGUUUGUGAUCUUCCUCUUAGGAACAGUUAACUGUAGUAUAAUUGACCAACUAAGUGAGUACUGUUUACUUAAAUUUCUUUAAAAGUACUAUGUAGUUUGUUUCCCUGUAGUUCGAUCCCAUAUACAAAGUUUACAUAUGAUUAGAAGGGGUUUUGUGGAGAUUUUAUUAAUGUCACUAGUUGAAAUCAUGAGUCAAUUAAAGCUAGACCACCAUGAUUUCAACUAUUGAAAUUACUAAAAUCUCCACAAAACCCCUUCUGAUAAUAAUCAUCUGCUCACUAAUGACUGACUUCAAGAUGCAUUUCCUGGAGUUGUAGUGAGAAGCCGUUACCAGUGGAGUUCAACUAGGUCUGUUGUGAGAUAUCAGCUCACUGAAGACAAUGGUGUACGGUGGCGCAAUUUCGUAGAUCAGUUGAAGUUAGACAUCAACACCGUUGGAUGCCGAGUCAGUGGUUUAAUGGUUAAGCGCUCGCGCGCGAGACUGAUAGGUCCUGGGUUCGAAUUUCGCGGGGGGAGCGGUAUCGUGGAUGCGCACUUCUGAGUAGUGCCAUACUAGGACGAAAUGGCCGUCCAGUGCUUCCAGGUAUUCCAUGUUGAUCUAGCCUCAAUUGACUCAUGUUUAUACAUGGAUUUUUUUCUUUUAUAAAUUACCAACAGAAACUUGAAACCAUUCAUUUCCAUUUUUGUUUAAAAUCAAGGCAUUAAAAGUUCUCUUUUCCGAAAAAGAGAGAGAUUAUAAUGUAGUAAAUUUUAAUGGAAUUAUUAUCAUACAAAAAUAUGAAGGUUUAACUUAUAAAAAAAAAUAAUUUCUUAGAUUCAUAUUAGACAAGAAAUAAACAUCUUAUAGUGUUUUCCAUUAGAGAAAAUAUGUAAAUACUGACCUUCGAUUCCCCUUAGAGAAUCCUAUUACAGUUCCUUUUAUUUCAUGUUAUAGUUCACUAUUAUGUAAACGAAAUAUGUUUUUUUUUAUACCAAUUUUACUAUUGGUUCUUUUCAAAUUUCCAAUUAUAAACUUUUAUGAAGACAAUAUUGAGGCAAUUCGCACAGAAUGCACAUUUGCUAAUAUAAGACUGAUCAAUUUCAGUCCUAAAUAACAAUGAGAAGAUACAUGUAAAUUAUAUCAAGUUAAAUUUUAUGAAGAUUAUAACAAUUAAGAAUUCAAUAUCUGUAGUGAACUAUACAAUAUCGUAAAAUAGUUAUAAUGGUUUUUACGACUGUUGAAUAAAUUAAGAUUAUGUUUUAUCAUUUUAUUUCUAUUCUUAAUUGAACGAAAAAUUGACAUUUGUAACCGGUCAUAUUUCAGAAUUUCUUAAUUAUAAUGGUUACAAAAAUGAAGAUUAUAUGAUCGAUUUAGACAUAAUGUAGACCUCAAGGAUUGAUAAAUGGAUAAAUGACAUUUUCCUCAAGUAUCUAUUUAUAGUUGUUAGUAUAGCUGUGUAUGCUAUUUCUGUUGACAGAUAUAAGUAGUAUGUAACAUCAGUCGGAAGUGGAAUGCAUGCCUGCAGAAGAUUGAAAAGAUUCAGUUGAAGGAAACAGAACGGGAAACAGGAGGAAGAUGUAAUAACGAUGGAAUGGAAAGAAUCAUGAAGUAUGUAACGGAGAACUGAUGAAAGAUGUACAAAUGAUGUAUUUAAUGUAUGAUCUUGACAUUUUAUGAAAAAACUGUGUAGUUGGUUGUCCCCACCAAUUCUUCGUUCACUACAGUAUUACUUUAGUUCGAUACACGAAAGAAUUUCACUAUAGUUUAUUUUAUUCUAUAUCAUAUUAUACCGUAUUUUAAAUUAAUUCAUACUUUGCAGUUGAGUGUGAGUUACUCAAAUUUUGUCAAAAUAAUUUUUCUGGUUUUUUGCGGAAAUUCUUAUUUUUUUAAAAAAGUAAUUUCAUGUUGAUAAUAGUUGGCUGUUCAUCACGGUUAAGUUUCUAAACCUUUUUUUUUAAAAAAACGUACAUUUUAUAGUUGAAUCCAUGAGUCAAUGAAAGUUAGACCACCAUGGAAAACCUGGAAGCACCUGACGGCCGUUUCGUCGUAGUAUGGGACUCCCCAACAGUACCCAUUCACGAACCUGUUCGCGGGAUUUGAACCCAGGACCUAUCAGUCUCGCGCGCGAACGCUUAGCCUCUAGACCACUGAGCCGGCUGAUAUCCAACGGUCUUUAUGUCUAACUGUAACCAGUCCACGAAAUUGCGGUCAAGCGUUCGCUUGCGAGACCGAUGGGUCCUGGGUUCGAAUCCCGCGAGCGGGAUCGUGGAUGCGUACUGCUGAGGAGUCCCAUGCCAGGACAAAACGGUUGUCCAGUGCUUCCAGAUUUCUCAUGGUGGUCUAGCCUUCAUUGACUCAUAAGUUCAACUAUUAAAUUAAUAAAAUCUCCACAAAAUCCCCUUCUGAAAACUUACAUUUUGUUUUUGAAAUGAUAAAUUCCUCAGGCACUCGGCAAUGGAGUAAGACUUUAGAAUUAAUCCAUUUUUCUAUUAGUUGUUUGAAUUUUCCCAUUGAUGUUUAGAACUCAAAUUGAUAAGUCUCUUAUUGGUAUAUGUUCAUCUUGUGCGGAUUACCUCGAUAUUGCCACAAGCUAGUGGCUAUUUAGACUCAGUAGCUAAGUGGAUAAUGCAAUGCCGUUUGAAGCGAGCGGUACAGGUUUCGAGUCCCGUAGUGAACACCAACUCUGGGAUGCGGGUACAUCCAGCUGACGAGUCCUGAAAAGGACGAGACGCGUGUCUUGGAUUCUACUGCUACCCACCAUCCAUCUCUGCUUAGAAACUUCAGAAAUGUUUGUACAUCUUUCAAGUUGAGAACUUGUCUACCAUGCAUAAAGAAUAUCAAAUACUCAUAUUCUAGUUUUCAGAGUUAAUAUGUUUUGUUCAACAAGAGACAUAGCUACUUUGAAAUAUUAAGUUCCUAAUAACUAGUUAGAUUUUCUUGAUAUGCUUCCUCACUUCAAAAUUUACAUAUUUACGAGAGUUGAAAUAAUGCUAAACUUGAUAUUCUUCAUGUAUGUAUUCUACACUACUGAAUUAGAAGAUACAUUUGAUUCAUAUAAAUGAUUUUUUCGAAUUUCUAUUUGAAUAACCGUUAUUCAUAGAAAUCAAGGGAUUUCAUGUUUCAGAGGACUCAGUUAUCAUAACAACAAUGACUUAUAAAAAUACUAUCUCUUUAUAGUACAAAAAGUUAGCUACAAGUUUGUGAUUAUAUAUGUCUCGGUGAUGAAAAGUAAAUUAAGGCGGUAAAUACGGAUUAUCAUCAUUGUAUAUAUAAAAAGUUUAUUGAUUGUGGUGAACUAUUCAUUACACAUGUAAUAAAGUGUAUCUUGUAUGUGUUUGUAGCAUUCAUUUGUUAUUAAUUAAAUAAUAGAGGAGUGUAUAGGGAUUUGUGAAGAUUGUUGAGUGUCUUAGUUUACAUCAAGGACUGACCUUAGUUAAACAAUCAUUGGAAAGCAAAAAGCACUAGAAAAAUAUUCUGUACUUGUAUUCGCAACCCCAUUAUGGUCAGUCCAUGCUGCAAACUAUGAAAUCCAACGUUCCUUACAAACUCCCUGUAUUAAUUAUAAUCAUAUGAUCAUUAGUGACUGAUUCCGAGCAUCGAAUUACGGAAUUCUGUUGAGAAAGCGUGACCAGUGGAGUUUUACUAUGUCAAGCGUGAGGCAGUCAAUCAUCAAUAGCAGUGCAAAAUAGUUGAGUGAUAUCCCGAAUUAACUGAGGUUUUAUAUGCAAAAUAUUCGAUGUCAGCUUAGUGAUUUGAAGUUUAGGCACUCAUCACGAGACUUAAAGACUUUUUUUCAAUCCCAACUGUGUUUGUGUGCUACUGAGAAGUCUCAUAGUGGGACAGAAUAUCUGUUCAACUCUUCCUGGCUUUCAGUGGUUUCUAACUAAGAUCAGUCAUCAAUGCAGACUACAAAACGAAAAUAAGUAGUUGAUCACAUAAGAUCCAGUAGAUAAAGUAUCCAUCUUGUUAAUGCAAAGUUGUAAUUCCUUCUGUUAAAUUACUGAAACAAAUAAGUCCAGUACAAAAUUUGAUAAUGUAAUCAACAGAUUUAUAUUAAUGUUUUAAAAAAAUCGAAAUGAUAGACAAAAUUAAUACAACUAUAAGCUUAUAUAAUGUAGAGCGAGACUAUCAGUCACCUUUGUUUUAGUUUUUAAUGCUGUUCAUAGAAUAAGAAUACAUUUUAUCUGCAGAUCCAAGUUUACUUUAUUUAUUUAAACCAAAUUGAAUGUAGAAGUAUAAAACAUACUUUUGUCUACUACAGUUAUCACUAAAAUCUUUGAUUGGAUUGGAUUUUUCAGUAGACUCUUUAUUGGGAAAGAACCUGAAAGAAUACGUGGUCCCAAGGGUCCUGACGUUGAUUUAUCUGACUUUCUCGGCUUGUUUUUUGGUGGGAACGAGAGAAAACAUAAUGGUAGAAGGAGCAGAGGCGGUGGUGGUGGCGGUGGUAAUGGAGGCCGUAAGUUUAGACAUUUAACAGAACUGAUGAAUCCAUUUUUUUAUAUUCUACAUAUAAAAUAAAAGGUGUACUGUGGAAAUUGUCACUUAUCAAGUUUCAUAAUAUUCUUUUAAUUGUUAGUUAAUAAUUGUUCAGAAAUUUAUGAAUACCGAUAGUUUUUCUAUCUCAAAAAUUAUUUCCCACUGUAAAAACAACCACCAGUCAUAAUAUUACAAGAUUACAGAUAUUAGCAUCUACCUUAAGUGUUUGAAAUAAUGGGCCAAAUUUGCAAACAAGUUGAUUGUUUUUGAAGUUUAGAUAUAUAGUUUUUAACGACUAACCUUUUAUGUGGAUAACAUGAUCAGAAUCCAUUUCAUUCCGAAUUGAGAUUUUCCAUUACUUCACAUUUGUUGAUUUAGUUUGUACUUAUAGCUGAUAAAUGAAAUGGCACAAGUCCAUGAAGUCACUGAAAAGUGGACUGAGCCAUGUUGGUAGGUGUAGACUACCUAUUUGAGGACCUCGAGAUGAUAACAAACGAUGGUUAGAGACCCUGAAUGUCAUGGCUCAAAAUCGUUUGCAAUGGCGCAAGUGUAUCCACUGUUUGUGCUCUCCCAAAUUCUAAUCUUCUGAAUUCUUCAUAUCCCUUAUUUUUCUUCCAAAUUUAUUUCACUGUAUUGUACUCCUUGAAUAACAUCUUCAAACCCUAAUCUUUCCGAUUACUGCUUAUACUCUUACUACCUCUACCACUACGGAAUUUGAGUCGACAACUGCAUCUCUGUGCUAAUGUGGUAUAGCAACUCGAACUGAUGUACGUACGUACAAAGUUCUACGUUGUUACUGACUGACUGAUAAAUGAAAUCAAUUGAAACAUACGAAGACAAUCGUUUGAAAAUAAGGUCAUCAAAAUGAAUUGAUUUAAUAACUGUGGAAUAUUAAAAAAUCCUAAUUCUGGAUGGAAGUAGGUGUUGAUAACGUUAUUCAUACUGGUGGAAUCUCUAACCAAUUAGAUUAUCUAUUUCAGAGAAUUCAAGAACACAGAAAGUUAAAGUAUGAAUAGAUUUUGAAGAUAUAUGACCUUGACUAGUUGAAUUCUGAGUAUUUAGUAGAUUUCAAUAGAGAUGCAUAUAAGGAAAUAAUACAAUUUCUCUUUUCUCAUAUAACAUAAAUGAAUGUUAUCACAGAAAGGAAACAAAGGAAUUAGGAAAAGAGUUCAGCAUAUUCAUGAAUAUUACACUCUAGAACAAAAAUAUCCUUAUUGCCAUGAUCAGUAAAAGCUAAUUUGACAUUUAUCAUAACUGAUCUUAUCAUAACCACAUUAAAGGAAUAAGUGAAGUUUUAUAAUUGAAAGUUUCUUAGACUUAGUUUCCUUUAUGAAUUUGAAUAAGACAUAAGUAACAUUUGAAAGAGAAUAAAAUGAAUUCAUUUGAAAGUUUGCAUUAGUUGCUCAUGAUCUAAUUCAUAUUAAAAAAAAUGACACAAAAGCGUUUUAGUUUAUACAUGUAUGUGUAAGGUCAUUUGAGGAUAAAUCCAAAAAAAACCAAACAAGUAAAGCAGUAAUUACCAAGGUUUCAAAAACUAAUGAGAUGGAUUAUUCAAUAAUUUUAAAUAUAUUUGAUAAGGUUGCAUAAGCUCUAUGUAUUGGGUGAGUGGGAACUGUGCUUGGAAAGCUAUCUUUAGAAUAGAUGGAAUACUAAUUAACCGAUGGAAUAUUGUAUAAUAAUAAUUGUGAUAAUAAAUAAAGAGUAUAUGAUUAAAAUAUCAAUUUAUCAUGAGGAUGACUGAUCAAAAGCUGUCUCUUUCUAAAUUUAUAAGUUUAAUUUGAGCAGCAUAGUCAAAUAUUUCCUAACAUUUAUUGAUUUAAACACAUAAACAUUGGUACAAGGAGGCACCAAAUAUACAUGCGCCAUACAAAUGGCUCGACUUGUGUGAGGGCUGGAAUACUGCCCGGGUGCCCAUACCGAAGCAGGUAGUUUCCUUAGGAGGCCACACCCGGAGUCUUUGACCUAGAAGUCUGAUCCACAAGGCAGUGGAGCAACGUUAGGAGAUGCGGCACCAUGGUAGCCGGUGACCAACAGUUGGUUCAUACGCCACUUGUUCCUUCAGGAUUCUGGAGCCCAUGUGCACCAUUGGUUUGGAAUCAGGGUUUUCUGACUCCCAUAAGUGGAUCCUCCGUGUCCACCAACUCGGUUAAAGCGCCGGACAUUCGCUUUUUGUCCUCUUAAUUUCGUAAACAACACUACGCCACGAGAAGGCGGUUAGUAUAACUUCUUUGGUAGUGGCUGUAUACGCGUGGUCAUGUGGGAGUAUUUGGGGGCAAGCUUUUUAACUGUCUUAUUUUCAAUUUAUUUCUUUUGAGUUUCCGAAUUACACAUUCAUUACAUAUCAACGAAGUAUUUCCUUUUUGUUGUUUUAAAUGUUUGUUUCAAGUUCUUAAGCUAUUGUAAGUUCUAAGAACUGAUAGAUCACCUUCCAAAAAAAAUAUCAACUACCGUACUAUAAUUCUUGUUCAGAUUUGACUUCUUUUAACCAAAAAGUAGAUUAUAUUGUUUUUUAAAGGGAACGAUGUGAUAUUUCCAAUUUCUAUUUUCAAUUGCCCUAUUUUGACUGUAUAACACAAACUCCGUUUUAAAAACAAAUUUAACACAUCUAUUACUGGAAUAAGUUAAGGGUGUACAUUUUCUUGUUAAUCACUAGCUUUUAUUGAAUUGAAUAUACUUGCGUUCUAGACAAUGAUUUUACAAGUAUCAAACUUUGGAAUUGUUUACAGUUGCUUUAAGUCAUAAUUCUAUGAUUUUAUUCAGAAUUUUACAUAGAUAUCAAUUACAAGUUAAGUGCAAAUCGUUGGAAUAAACUUCCAAAGAGGUUUAAUGCUUAUGGAAAAUGAUUUAACAAUGCGUCAAUAGAAUGAAGCAUUUACAAAGGGAUUUUACCAGUGAAAAUGAAGGUUUUUUCAGUGAUAGUUUUUGUGAACCUUUAUAAAAUCCUAGUUUACUUUUUAUUUGAUGAUCACUAUGAAAAAAAGGCUGAAGUUACCUCUCUUAUUCAUAGUAUCCUAGUAAUGUAUAACAUCCAAUACUUUUAACCAUUUUUUUCUGUUCAUUCAGCUAAUGAAAGCUGAAAAUCAGAGUGUAAUUUUUACUAAGGGGUUUCAUUUCAACCUUUUGAAUUGAUAAAUAAUUCAGUGUCGCUUAUCGCAACAUGUAGUAUGAAAAUACAAAUAUAUGAAGAGUAUGACUUCAAUUGAGUACUCUAAUAAAAAUUACGCUCUAAUAUGCAGCGACUACCUAUUAAAUAAAAGAAAAAUUUUUUUUCGAAAAUACUAAACAUAACACACUGCUCAAAUACUGAAAACGUGUUGGAUUAACGUCAAAGGUAGAUAGAAGGUAACACAAACUUACUAAAAUACAAAACUUUAAUAAGUUUCGAAAUAAUUUAGGACAAAGACAAUCAUUCCCUACAUGAAUUCAUCUAUAAAUGACCGGAAUAAAUACAAAACACAUUCACCAUCCAUUGUUAUUCUAUAUUAGAUUCCCUAUUUUAUUAAUUAUCAUUUUCAUAUAUUUGUAUUCAAUGAAUUGUGUUUAUUCUCUUUGUGAUAUUAUUACCCAUAGAUUUGCUCCUUAACACAAGAUAAUACAAUCAGAAUUCAGUAGUAUCAUUUUGAAUUAAAGUAGAUCAGUAUUUAUUCUGAACUGAGAAGAAAAAGUUCAUUUUAUUCAAUCAAUAAUCUGAUCAAAAUUUAAAUGUUAAUACAUUUGUUGUUUGAGUCAAUAUGGCUUGUUUUGUUUUUAAUGGGGGUUAACAUAAAUGGGGGCAUAAUUUCGCAGUGAACCAAUCAGAAUUAAGCGAAAUUUAAAAAAAAGCAGGAUCGUUAUGAUUUUACGUCCGGCUUUUAUCAUGUGAUUUAUCCAUCAAUCAAAAUGCGACUUAUAAAAUCUUCGCACUAUGACAAAACCAA
This is a messenger RNA of Schistosoma haematobium, 17679 nucleotides long. It is a transcript of the gene SFT2, whose product is annotated as protein transport protein sft2. Lineage: Eukaryota; Metazoa; Platyhelminthes; Trematoda; Strigeidida; Schistosomatidae. Gene Ontology annotation, cellular component: membrane. Gene Ontology annotation, biological process: vesicle-mediated transport. The transcript has 8 exons. Bases 1990 to 2661 code for a protein of 223 amino acids. The record is from RefSeq and is a predicted model, not a curated record.